Molecule: messenger RNA, 771 nt
Organism: Tremella mesenterica DSM 1558
Lineage: Eukaryota; Fungi; Basidiomycota; Tremellomycetes; Tremellales; Tremellaceae
Exons: 12
Coding region: 1-771 (256 amino acids)
Molecular function (GO): methyltransferase activity
Source: RefSeq, a predicted model, not a curated record
AUGGACAAGAGAUAUUCAUCUGGUAUGAAAGUGGAAGGAAAUAUCAAGAGAAAAAUCCUUCCAACUGACGAACGCGAGUGGCGAAGACUAAAUCUUCAACACGCAGGAAUCAAAGUCGCACAAGGAGGUAAUUAUUUAGCACCGAUCGAUAAAGUAUUGAACAAGUCAACGGAAGGUGAAAUACAACGUAUCUUGGAUAUUGGUACAGGAACCGGAUUGUGGGUUAUCGAAAUCGCCAAAGAAUAUCCAAAGGUCGAGGUCAUCGGCGCAGAUCUGGCUCAGGAUCAAAUCAAAGAUAAUCUUCCCUCAAAUGUUCAGUUCAUAUUGGGUGAUGUACUCAAAGGUCUGGACUUUCCGGAUGGUCAUUUUGAUGUGAUUCAUUCUCGACUUUUGUUCUCAGGUAUGUCAGACUGGAAAACCUACGUUCAUGAAGUCGCUCGUCUUCUCAAACCGGGUGGUAUGUUAGUGACAAACGAAAUUGAGUGUACACCAGAAGUUUGGCUCCUUUCCGGACCUAAUAAAAACCCAUCUGCAUUAUCUUCCGGUAUGGCCGAUUGGUGUCGUGCGUUACGCAAAGCACUAGUAGCUAGGGGAUGUUCUCCGGACGCUCCUGAAUUGAUCAAGGAAAUGAUAAAGGAAAGUGGAUCAUUCAGUCAUGUUGAAGAGAAAUUGUGUUUGGUUCCAUUUUGGGAUUGGUCAGAUGAUCCACGACUUCACGAGUCAGGUGCUUUAUUAUAUGGAAGUGUUCAAGAAUUACCAGAGGUGAGUUGA